AUGAGUGUCCCUCGUGCGCGGUUGUUAGACUUGAUGAAGGCGCAAUGCCAAGUAUUCGCCACAACGUUCAACCCUGAGGGGGUUCGCAUGGGCAACAAGGUCUUGCGACAGCGACUCAAAGGCCCAGCGCUCGCCGCUUACUACCCCCGGAAGCUGGCGUCGAUUAAGGAUGUGAAGAAAGAAUUUGGUCCAGUGCUUGCCACGUGGGAUGACGCCGAGGAGGAUCGAUUCGAGUACAUUGAAGAACUCAAGCAACGUGGAAAGAGUGCACCGAAGAAGAAGAAGGGACCU
Molecule: messenger RNA, 291 nt
Organism: Trichoderma virens Gv29-8
Lineage: Eukaryota; Fungi; Ascomycota; Sordariomycetes; Hypocreales; Hypocreaceae
Exons: 3
Cellular component (GO): mitochondrion
Source: RefSeq, a predicted model, not a curated record